AUGAUAAAUGCAAUCAGAUUCGGCCGCAGUCCACCGCCAAUCGUGCUCACAUUACCUCUUCCGCCGCAGCUCCGCCGUGAGCUCCGAUCCCGUCAACUGAUCGGUUUUUCCACCGCUCCUGAUCAGAACCCACAGAACAUGGAUGACUCUAAGAGCACUGCCAAGCAGACUGAAGAUCUAAUGACUGAUUCGUUUGGGGACGCGUAUGCGAGCCGAAGCGAGGAAGAAGGAUUUGGAGGGAUUUAUAGAUCGAUUGAGUCAACCGAAGAGGGGGCUGAGAAUGAAAAGAAAUCUGAAUAUGAUAAAAGCCAAGGGAGCGAAGUGAAGGAGAAGGAGAAGGCUCGACAUCAAACUCACUCCAACUGCUAAGAGCAACGAUGUUGUCUGAUACUCGUUUGUAUUAUGUCUGGUGUUUUUCGUCGUCAUGUUGUUCUCGUGAGAAGUUAGUUUGUAUAAAAUCUAAAUUUGUAUUUUGUAAAUUAAUUGGAACAAUACUGGAUGUGAUGAUAAGGGGUUGGGCGAAAGGAUUACCUUAUCUCUUGCUUU
Cucurbita maxima (winter squash) is the source of this 546-nucleotide messenger RNA. RefSeq lists its product as uncharacterized. Lineage: Eukaryota; Viridiplantae; Streptophyta; Magnoliopsida; Cucurbitales; Cucurbitaceae. The transcript is spliced from 3 exons. The record is from RefSeq and is a predicted model, not a curated record. Bases 1 to 369 code for a protein of 122 amino acids.